Molecule: messenger RNA, 1529 nt
Organism: Melospiza melodia melodia
Lineage: Eukaryota; Metazoa; Chordata; Aves; Passeriformes; Passerellidae
Gene: ERCC8
Product: ERCC excision repair 8, CSA ubiquitin ligase complex subunit
Exons: 12
Coding region: 35-1234 (399 amino acids)
Biological process (GO): protein polyubiquitination; proteasome-mediated ubiquitin-dependent protein catabolic process; transcription-coupled nucleotide-excision repair
Cellular component (GO): nucleotide-excision repair complex; Cul4A-RING E3 ubiquitin ligase complex
Molecular function (GO): protein binding
Source: RefSeq, a predicted model, not a curated record
CGGCGCGGCGCAGAGCGGGCCCGGCGCUCCCGCCAUGUUGGGGCUCAUGGCUGCUCGCCAGGCCGGGCUGGACGACCCCGCGCGGCUGCGCCGGGCCGAGCGCACCCGGAGAGUUUUAAGUUUGGAGUUAAAUAAAGAUAGAGAUGUGGAAAGAAUACAUGGAAGUGGUAUCAACACCCUUGAUAUUGAGCCUGUUGAGGGAAGAUACAUGUUAUCUGGUGGAUCAGAUGGCGUUAUUGUACUUUAUGACCUUGAAAACUUGAGCAGGAAGCCAAGUUACACGUGUAAAGCACUUUUUUCAGUUGGAAGGAGUCAUCCUGAUGUACAUAAAUUCAGUGUGGAGACAGUCCAAUGGUAUCCUCAUGACACUGGCAUGUUUACAUCGAGCUCAUUUGAUAAAACCUUGAAAAUAUGGGAUACAAAUACUUUACAACCUGCAGAUAUAUUUCAUUUUGAGGGAACAGUCUAUAGCCAUCAUAUGUCUCCAAUUGCUACAAAGCACUGUUUAAUAGCAGUUGGUACCAAAAGCCCCAAAGUACAGCUCUGUGACUUGAAGUCUGGAUCCAGUUCUCACAUUCUGCAGGGUCACAGACAAGAAGUAUUGGCAGUGUCUUGGUCCCCACGUCAUGAAUAUGUUUUGGCAACAGGAAGUGCUGAUGGUAGAGUAAAAUUAUGGGAUGUGAGGAGAGCUUCUGGAUGUCUAAGUACGCUUGAUCAGUACAAUGGAGAAAAGUCCAAAGCAUCUUCUGAGGCAGCAAACACUGCUCACAAUGGGAGAGUUAAUGGUUUAUGCUAUACAAAUGAUGGACUUCACCUGCUAACCGUUGGUACAGAUGAUCGAAUGCGACUCUGGAAUAGCUCCACUGGAGAAAACACCUUAGUAAACUAUGGGAAAGUCUGUAAUGAAAGUAGGAAAGGACUCAAAUUUGCCAUCUCUUGUGGCUGUAAUCCAGAGUUUGCCUUUGUUCCGUAUGGAAGUACCAUUGCUGUUUAUACAGUUUUCACAGGAGAACUGAUAACUAUGCUUAGAGGGCACUAUAGUACUGUCAACUGCUGUGUAUUUCAACCUCAUUUUCAGGAACUUUAUAGUGGUAGCAAAGACUGCAAUAUCCUUGCAUGGAUACCAGCUCCACGAGAGCCAGUUCCUGAUGAUGCGUCUGAAAAGUCUCUGCCUCAACAACAUGUAAAUCCAGCAUAUGAAGAUGCUUGGAGCAGCAGUGAUGAUGAAGGCUGAAUUUAAAUUAUGAGCUGAUAUAAAAUUGACAUUCAGGCACUGCAUUCACAGGCUUUUACAGAAUUGGACAUUGUUGGAUUUCUCACAACUGGAUUUUAGGUACAGUUCUGUUAGAGCAAGGUCUUUCAGAAAUAAGUUUCCACUGUUCUCUGUGUUUCUUUGUCACUGUAAAGUUAAGUCCAAAGGAUUACUUUUUCAUACUUGCUGACUUUUGUACUUAUACAUUGGUAUACUUUAUUCAAUGUUGAACAGCUGAUAAAGAAAAAAUAAAAGCCCUUGGGACCAGUCAAAAUUA